Messenger RNA from Arabidopsis lyrata subsp. lyrata, 2362 nucleotides. Its product is annotated as B3 domain-containing protein At1g05920. Bases 353 to 1195 code for a protein of 280 amino acids. The transcript has a single exon. The record is from RefSeq and is a predicted model, not a curated record. NCBI's taxonomy places the organism in Eukaryota, Viridiplantae, Streptophyta, Magnoliopsida, Brassicales, Brassicaceae. Gene Ontology annotation, molecular function: DNA binding.
AAACGGGAAUUUUAGUAAAAAAUAAAUGAAACAAAGAAGAAAAUAAUCUUUGGGUACUCUCUCUAAUUCUCUGUCACUCGAGUUUCUGUUAUGACCGUUGGAGAUGAAUUCGAGCGGGAAAAUCAACCUGACGCACUGAGACUUUUGUCAACGCUUUAAAAACAAAUUCUUAGACGCUUUUAAAGACUCGAGAGAGAAAAAAUUCAGGACCCUUGGCACCAUUUUCUCAACCGCUCUCUCUCUCUUCUUUGUUUAUCUAGACUUGGCAAUUUUUGUGCUCCUUUUCUCUACGCUUGAACAACUCAUUUGGCUUUCGCGAUUCAUACAACUUCUCACCGGCAUAGAAGAAGAGAUGAGUUCGCGUGAUAACCAAAAAAAACCCAAGACUGUCGCACAAGUAAGAGAAGAGAAAAGGAAGAGAAGAGAAGAGAUGAGUUCGCGUGAUAACCAAAAAAAGACCAAGACUGUCGCACAAGUAAGAGAAGAGAAAAGAAAGAGAUUCUUCGAUCGCGUCCCCAAAGGAAAAAGGGAAGGUCACGCAUACCUUCGCAAGGAUCCAGAGCCGCAAGUUGCUUCUGUCCCCAAGACUGUCCCAGAAGAUAAAGAUGUGAUAUUGGAUAGAAUCUUGAGUAACGUCCCCAGAAGAAAAAAGACUACCUCUUACGAAUACGUCCGACCAAAAGACCCACAAGAACCGAUAAAGACACCGGAAGUCCCAACCUCUUCUCGAAAUCGGAUAAAGGCACCAGAAUGGCUUGUCCAGGUUAUGAACGGCGCUGAUGAUCCGAAGCUAGUCAUAGUGAAGACUCUGGACUCGAACGAUGUUGAUCCACUUCAAAACCGUCUCUCAAUCCCUAUCAAUAGCGUAAUCCAAAACGAUUUCUUGACGCUUGACGAGUCAAGAUUGAUUGAUGACGACGACAUCACUAACCAAGGGAAUAUGGGUGUGGCAUCGUUUCUUAUGGAUCAACGUAGUAAAAAGUGGAACGUAGGUUUUAAGCAAUGGUUUAUGACGACUGAUUCAGGGAGCAGCUACUGGAGUUUUGUGUUGAGAGGUGAAUGGAGCAACGUCGUUAAGACUAAUGGAUUGAAAGAAGGCGACAAAAUCAGUCUUUGGUCUUUCAGGUCCAAUGAAAUCCUCUGCUUUGCCCUUGUUCCUCCCACGAGCUCUGUUGUUGAUUCUGUAGAUAAGUAAAAAGUUUUUAUUUUUUGGGACUAGAAGAUGUUACUAUGGUUUUGGUACGAAGUUGGGAUCUUUAUCUUGUUGUUUUUUCUCUUCCAUUAGUAAAUUGAUGAAGAAAUUUCAUUAGGAGUCAAAGUAAGUCGUGUGCUUUCUCGUUCAAUGGAGGUCACUAUACUCUCUGUUUACAGAAAGUUUAUACUUUUGACAUGACUCUGGGUUUGUUGCUUGAUGUACAAGCACACAUAUCAACUUCAAUUGCUAGUGAUUUUUAGGCCUACUUUAGUUACUGCAUUGGUCCAAUGGUCAACUGUUUUGGUACAUUCCUCCAAAAUGCUCUUAGGGAUCAAGAUAGAUUCUACUUAUGUUAAGGCAGAAUCCAGAAGGAUCUUGAGUUCCUCUGAUGAUGACCCUGCAGAACUAAGACCCUUGUUGUGAUUUGUGAGUGACAAACUUAAGACUAUAUUCUCUUCCGCAUCCAAUGUAGUUCUUCACCACAUAUCUGUCUCAACAUCAUCUGACUCCAAUGCAUUCGACGUCAAACGCUUCUCUUGACUUCAAUGCAUUAGCUAUAUAUCGCCUGACUGCUAAAACCAAUUCUAUCCUCCAUAUGAAAACAUCAACACAACAUUUUCACAAUCUUUGCCGCAGUCGAUGAGGAUCAAACAUGUCUGACUUGACUAGAGUCAAUCUUAAAAUGUGUUGAACCAGCAAGUAUUUAUCCAACCAUCUUCAGUGUUGUCACAGAGGUUGAGAGCAGCAUAGCUUAAUAAUAAUAAGUCUUGAAAGGCAUAAAGUCAAUAAUAGUAAUCCUUAUAUCUUCCGAGUUGCAAAUUCUCUAUCCUACACCUUUAAUGGGCCUAAAUUCUCUUCCCAUUUGAAGCCCAAUUACCAAUUACAGCAAUGCUUGACCCAUCAAUCCAAAGUCCAAACAUUAGGCGAUUCACUGCACUAAUUACUGAUUUUCGCUUAAAAUUAUAUAAAAGUAAAAACUAUAGGGAAAAAUUACAAAAACCAAAAAGGAAGAUUAUGCAUUUUGCCAUCGCACAUACAUUUCCAUUUAAUGCAUAUUAUUACACACACUCUCAAAAGACAAUGAUGUAAAAAAUACGCAAGUCGGUCAUAAUUAAUAGGGUACUAAUCCCAAUAGUUAAACUACAGUAUUGUGCUGAAAGGAAAAAA